Molecule: messenger RNA, 345 nt
Organism: Populus trichocarpa (black cottonwood)
Lineage: Eukaryota; Viridiplantae; Streptophyta; Magnoliopsida; Malpighiales; Salicaceae
Product: protein 108
Exons: 3
Coding region: 1-345 (114 amino acids)
Source: RefSeq, a predicted model, not a curated record
AUGGCAUCACUCAAGUCUCUUAGCUCCCCAGCAGCACUGCUUCUCUUGCUCAUUGCACUUGCAGUGCAGACUCAACUGGCUCACUCGCAGAUAUGCACAUCCCAGCUCAACAGCCUGAAUGUCUGUGCACCAUUUGUGGUGCCUGGUGCACCGAACACCAACCCUAGUACUGAUUGUUGUAAUGCACUUGGUGCAGUGCAACAUGACUGCCUCUGCAGCACUCUCCAGAUUGCGGCUCGCCUCCCUUCUCAAUGCAAUCUUCCACCUAUCACUUGCGAUGAUGAUUGUAGUUCAAGAACUGUGAUCGUUUUGCCAGUUGUGAUUUCUGUUGGAGUCAAGGAGUAG